This is a messenger RNA of Jaculus jaculus (lesser Egyptian jerboa), 927 nucleotides long. It is a transcript of the gene Fam167b, whose product is annotated as family with sequence similarity 167 member B. NCBI's taxonomy places the organism in Eukaryota, Metazoa, Chordata, Mammalia, Rodentia, Dipodidae. The transcript has 2 exons. The record is from RefSeq and is a predicted model, not a curated record. The coding region runs from base 242 to 724 and encodes 160 amino acids.
GCCCCCACCCGGAUGGGCAUCACGUGGCCCCCAGUUAGCAGCCCAAGAAAAUUCCAGCCCUUGAACACUUAGUCUCACAUGCCCAUCUGCUCAUCCACCCUGACACACUCAGCCUCCCUCAUUCCCCUUCAACAUUGCCCAUCACGUAUCUUUGACACACUCUCUUCAGCUGCUGCCACCUCUUCUUGGGCCACAUUGCCAGCCUUUUCCCCACUGCCCUAUCACUCACCUCAGACCUACCAUGUCCCUGGGGCCGCUGAAAUUCCAGGCAGUGGGUGAAGAGGACGAGGAAGAUGAGAGCUUGGACUCUGUGAAGGCGCUGACGGUCAAGCUGCAGCUGCAGACCCGGCGCCCCUCCUAUCUGGAGUGGACUGCCAGGGUCCAGAGCCAGGCCUGGCAUAGGGCCCAAGCCAGACCUGGACCAGGGAGACCAGGGGCCAUCUGUGGCUUUGACUCCAUGGAUUCUGCACUUGAGUGGCUCCGCCAGGAGCUGCAGGAGAUGCAGGCUCAGGACCAGCAGCUAGCUGGGCAGCUGCUAAGGCUGCGGGCCCAGCUGCAUCGGCUGAAGGUAGACCAAGCCUGUCACCUGCACCAGGAGCUGCUGGAUGAGGCCGAGCUGGAGCUGGAGCUGGAGCCUGGAACUGGACUGGCCCUGGCCCCACCUCUGCGGCACUUGGGCCUCACACGCAUGAACAUCAGUGCCAGGCGCUUCACCCUCUGCUGAGAGGCAUCUGCAUGUGCCCUGGGCCACCUGGGAAGAAGAAAGUGAGCGGGUGUUCCAGAGGGUCCGACACCCGUUACAGGGAGGGGGUACACUCAGAUCUCUGAGAGCUAAAUGCAGACUGCAUGAAACUCCAGCUGUGAGGAGGAAAAGAGCAGCUCAGACCACUAAAUUCCUCAAUAAAAACAUUCUACAUCCAAUCAAAA